AGCCUCCCUAAUCCUUUUAGCUGCGUGUGCUCAGCCAGGCACACACAGAUGUCUCUGUGUUUUGGUACAUGCUUUAUUGAAAUAUUAAAGGAAUGAAAAACAAGUGAUGACGAAUAAUAUAUGGAUUUGCUUUCCUCAUCUAUGGAUUCUCAGCAGAGACAUUGAAGACAGCGUUAUCAGUUUAUUUUUCUUUGGGGACGAGCUUAUGUGACGCAGAGAGCAUGGAAGGCUGAACAACCGAAGCCAUCUGAUAGAUGACAGAGCCAGCAGGUGGCUAAGGAUCUUGUCAAUUGUUUUGGGCUGCUCACAGCAUGUUUUACCCUGCUGUAUUGUGACCCUACCGUGAGAGAACCAGAGCCUUUUGUGCAUACAAUGGGCUGUUCUCCAUCAAAAGGUAAAGCUUUGGGGACUUAUGGCUCCUUCAGGAGGGGUAGAGCAUUGCUACCCGGGACAGAGGAUGCUAGUCCUCGAGACUUCCAGUGUGGCAGAGUCCAGAGAUUUGUCCGUAUCAGCAGAUGGAGAAACGAAAGAGAGAAAACCGGUCAACGGCCCAGCCCAGUCAUCGCAGAGGGAGCCUCCGUUCUCGCCGCAGAAAAGGAGAACUUGUUUGUCGGAUCCGCCUCAAGAAGUGGUCCAUUUGGAUACUGCAGGAAGUCAAGCAACAAGUACACUCCGGCUGCGAAGGGGAAACAGAAGUCGGUGGAGAAAGAUACGACGGACAAAAGAUUGGCCAAGAAACCAAAGAAAACUAGCACAGGUGUUAAACCUGUUAAAAAGGAGAAAGUGAAAAAAGUAAUUCUCUCAGAGCAGAAGGUAGACUUCCCAGAACCUCUGGUGAAGGCUCACCAGGCUGCUUAUGGUUUUUUAAACCCAAGUAUAACUAAAUAUGACAUUCUACUGGGACUCUUGGAACAGGCCACACAGACCCAGUGUCUGCAGCCUAUGGCCGCCUUCAUGCUCAUGCGUUAUGAGGAAUUAAAAUCGUGGCUUGGAAGCAUGGCUUACGAAGGAGAAAAACUCCUGAAGGAAAACGGUGAGCAUCUGGCUUGGCCAAUGUCCAAACGAAAAAAACCCUCAUCUUCUUCUCCUUUGAAGCCAGCCUCUGCCGACGUUGUACCCCCCACCAGAUUUGCUGCAGCAGCUGCUCCAGUACACCACACAACGGAUGCAGAAUGUGUGCCAGACUGUUGGGGGAAUUGGGGAUUCCGCUUUGGAGGAAGCCGUGGAGUACUUUGCAAUCGCUCUCUGAGCUUUUAGAAGAGAAACUGCAUAUCAAGCGUGCAACGGAUGCUAGGCUAAUGCAACUUCUCACACGGAUUGAAACAGCCUCGCUACGUAAGCCUGGACCAGAGGAUUCGGCUCUCUUUAGCGAGGACAGUGGUAUUGGGGCCGAGAGCGAAUCCCUGGCUGGAUCUGAAAGGCGGCUUAGGAGAGAAAGCUGUGAAUCUAC
Gadus morhua (Atlantic cod) is the source of this 1450-nucleotide messenger RNA. RefSeq names its product photoreceptor cilium actin regulator-like. NCBI's taxonomy places the organism in Eukaryota, Metazoa, Chordata, Actinopteri, Gadiformes, Gadidae. The record is from RefSeq and is a predicted model, not a curated record.